AUGAAUCGUCCUCAUCUACUUCUUCUGGCGCUAUGGGCGCUGGCCAUUUCUGCGCAGGUAGUAAUGGUUCAGGUCGAGCCUUACUUGAGCGAAGAAAGAUCCCUGACUGCUGCUCAGGAACUGGUGCCGACAACGGCCGUGGAAGACCUGCAAGGCGACCUACAAAUCCAAGAAUGGAUGCGAGAGCUGCGGCGAGUUAAGCGAGCUCCGACACGAAAUGUACAACCGGUCGUAGUGGUAUUGCCGGGUUUCGAUGCAACGCGUGCCUCGACGUACUAUCAAGACGUGCUUUACCCGGGACCUCUGAGACGCCGCAGGGCGAAAAGAGCCAGAUACUGCCCGAUCCUAGGAGGCCCCGGUUCGAGGUGCAAGACAAAAGGGAAGCAGAAGGCGUCAGACGAAGUGGCAAGCGAUUCAGAUGAUGAUAGUGCCCGAUACGGAAGUCGGGGAGCAGUGGUACUCAGUGCGAAUGGGACCGGUCGAUGCGUCGUGUCUGCCGAUCAAGCCUCGCACUUCUGUGGAAUGGAAGAAGAAGGCAAGCCUAAUCGUAGAGCACAAAUCCCAGUGGAAUCAGCGCCGUGCGCCAGAGGAGCAACGACUGAUGUGCUAUUUGCUGUGCUUGUGGUUGUACAUACGUUUGUCGGCGCCGCCAAUCCCACCACCACACGCGGGCAAGAAUCUGGACGUAAAAUAUGCUACCCGCACUACGAAGACCUCGACACGAGUUGCACGGAUGUGACCGGUAGGACCACCUCAGGACUGGUUGCCCCGCCAGUAAUUCCCCAUGCAACGGUUCGAGCAAUGGCUUUCGUGCCACCUGAUAAUCUGCGACGUCUUGUCAUACAGUACUAUCGUCAACAGGGAAAACUCAUGCCAAAAAAUAUGACUUUCACCCCGAAGUGA
Molecule: messenger RNA, 903 nt
Organism: Strongylus vulgaris
Lineage: Eukaryota; Metazoa; Nematoda; Chromadorea; Rhabditida; Strongylidae
Source: the annotation of a GenBank genome assembly